CCCGCGGUUGUGUGGCCUCAAAGUUGGAGUGCAAUUGGACGGCAGGCGAGCAGGAUGGCCCACGGACACCACGACGAAGAAGCGUCUACCAUCGCGACGCGCCAGGCGAUGCACGACCACCGCGUGCCGCUGGCCUACCGCGACCAGUGCGCGGGCAUCCUCAUCCCGCUCAACGAGUGCCGGCGCGACACGGGCUUCAAGCCGUGGCAGUGCCAGGACUUGCGGCACGCGUACGAAAAGUGCCAAUACGACGAGUGGAAGAAGCGCUGCAAGAUUCUCAAGGAAGAGAAGAAGGCUGGCAACUAAGCUCGUUGCGUCUUGCGGGCAGGCGCCUCGGUGCGCGGUAUGUGGUUGCGUCACGACGUCCGAGUAGCUGCCUGCGCAAUAUACAAGAUCGAUCUUCCUUGGUACUACUUUACA
Saprolegnia parasitica CBS 223.65 is the source of this 420-nucleotide messenger RNA. RefSeq lists its product as hypothetical. The transcript has 3 exons. The coding region runs from base 55 to 306 and encodes 83 amino acids. Lineage: Eukaryota; Oomycota; Saprolegniomycetes; Saprolegniales; Saprolegniaceae. The record is from RefSeq and is a predicted model, not a curated record. Gene Ontology annotation, cellular component: mitochondrion.